GAACAGCGAACUCUCAGUAAAUAUGGCGGCGCAAAACAAAAGUCCACUCAACUUUAAAUUGGUGCUGCUGGGUGAAGGUGCUGUUGGAAAAUCAUCCCUGGUUCUCCGAUUCGUCCGUGGUCAAUUCUUUGAUUACCAGGAGUCCACCAUUGGAGCUGCUUUUCUCACCCAGACAGUUGCUUUGAAUGACACUACCGUGAAAUUUGAAAUCUGGGAUACAGCGGGGCAGGAGCGAUAUCACAGUCUGGCUCCCAUGUACUAUCGAGGCGCGGCGGCAGCGAUAGUAGUGUACGAUAUCACCAGCACUGAUUCCUUCGCGCGAGCUAAAAGUUGGGUGAGAGAGUUGCAACGUCAGGGAAAUCCAAACAUCGUCAUCGCCCUGGCUGGAAAUAAGUCGGAUCUUGCUUCAAAGCGAAAAGUGGAGCCCGAUGAAGCCCGGCAGUACGCGGAGGAGAACAAUAUUAUGUUCAUGGAAACUUCAGCCAAGACUGCCUCAAAUGUCAACGAACUUUUUGUCCAGAUCGCUCGUAAGCUCCCGAAGCAGCAACAGCAAGACAAGCCAAGUGGAUCAGCCAACAUCAAGGUCAACGAGCCCAAGCAAGAUGCGAAAGCCAACAACUGCAGUGGCAGCUGUUAAGCAUGUCCGCUGCAUGCCAGGAGUAUGGAUUCCAGUCAAGAUACUUUCUCGGUCGUACAGGGGCUACCUUCAACCCUGAAAAACCUUUUUCAUGCAGAUCUUGUUGGAUUGGUUUCUGGGUUCUCUGGUCUGGGAUUCGAUUUUUCUUCCUGUUUUUGAUCAGUUGUUCGGCGUUUGAUGUCAAGUGUUCACGUUGUGUUCGAUCAUUCAAUCGUUAAGAGGACUGAGCAAGGGGCGGGGAUGCGAUAAUUGGAAUCUUGGCACCAGAUUGUGGCAAACAGUAAGAUGAUGUGUGGAGUGUGGUGUACAUCAUAAAGUACAAGUAAUC
Guillardia theta CCMP2712 is the source of this 965-nucleotide messenger RNA. RefSeq lists its product as hypothetical. Gene Ontology annotation, molecular function: GTP binding; GTPase activity. NCBI's taxonomy places the organism in Eukaryota, Cryptophyceae, Pyrenomonadales, Geminigeraceae. The transcript is spliced from 4 exons. The record is from RefSeq and is a predicted model, not a curated record. The coding region runs from base 23 to 637 and encodes 204 amino acids.